Molecule: messenger RNA, 790 nt
Organism: Leptidea sinapis
Lineage: Eukaryota; Metazoa; Arthropoda; Insecta; Lepidoptera; Pieridae
Gene: Dtd
Product: D-aminoacyl-tRNA deacylase
Exons: 6
Coding region: 186-719 (177 amino acids)
Biological process (GO): tRNA metabolic process
Cellular component (GO): cytoplasm
Molecular function (GO): D-tyrosyl-tRNA(Tyr) deacylase activity
Source: RefSeq, a predicted model, not a curated record
UAGCGCUUGUAAACACAUCAAGCUGACAUAAGUUAUUUUCAUAGGUUAAUUUCUUGAAUGUUUCACUAUUUGCAGCACUUGAGACUUGAGAACCAACACAAUGAACAUAAUCUCUCAUUAAUAAAAUUUGAUUUAUAAUUAACAAUUUGAAACGGAUCAGCAGUACUAAUCUACGUUAAAAUAAGAUGAAGGCACUAAUACAGAGAGUUAAGAAUGCAAGUGUUUCUGUUAAUGAUGAAUUAGUGAGCAGUAUUGGACAAGGGCUGUGUGUAUUGAUUGGCAUUUCAUCAAAUGAUACCAGAAAAGAUAUGGAGUAUUUGGUUCGCAAACUUUUAUCAUUGAAAAUCUUUAAUGACGAAGAGGAUAAUAAAAGGUGGAAAAGAAAUGUUGUAGACUGUGAUUAUGAACUUCUUUGCGUUAGUCAAUUUACAUUAUAUAAUACUCUUAAGGGAAACAAACCAGACUUCCAUUUAGCAAUGGCAGGAGAGCAGUCAAAGGAGUUUUAUGAAGAAUUUAUUCAGAUGCUAAGAGAUAAAUAUAAACCAGAGAAAGUCAAAGAUGGCGUGUUCGGUGCUUACAUGCAAGUGACCCUACAGAAUGAUGGGCCAGUUACAUUGGAAAUUGAAUCUCCAGUUAUCAAAGAAAAAGUGGCUAAAAACUCAAACAAAGGCAGUACUAAGGAUGAUUAUGUUGGUCUAAAUGCAGAUACAACAAGAUAGAACUAAUAAUAAUUAAAAAAAUCUAGAUUAUAUUACUAUUGUUAUUUAUUAUUAAAAUGUCUGUUAUUGUA